Molecule: messenger RNA, 1325 nt
Organism: Papilio polytes (common Mormon)
Lineage: Eukaryota; Metazoa; Arthropoda; Insecta; Lepidoptera; Papilionidae
Product: calcyclin-binding protein
Exons: 5
Coding region: 185-904 (239 amino acids)
Biological process (GO): heart development
Cellular component (GO): nucleus
Molecular function (GO): tubulin binding; ubiquitin protein ligase binding; S100 protein binding
Source: RefSeq, a predicted model, not a curated record
UCGACGAUUGUCGAUGGUCUGAACUUUGAAUAAAAUUCAUACCGAAGCGCAUGUUAUGAAUAACUUUGAUCGCCGCUUUGUGAGUUUUGGUGAAUUUAUUGUGUGAUUGAAUUGCGAUUGUCCUUUUUAUCUGUUGCAGUCGUUUCGGCUUAUAUUACACCUAUAGACAGAAAUCAUAAACUGUAUGUUUACAGCCAAAAUGUCGGAAUCUAAGAUAAACGAGCUUAAAAGCGAUAUUGAUGAGCUUAAUCUAUUACUUAAACAAGCAAAACGCAAGAGAGUUCAAGAUCUCUUGUCUGUUGAAGUAAGGAAAUUGGAAACUGAAUGGAUCAGCUUAAAGGAUUGUGUUACAUCUUCGGCUACUCCUAUGGACGUUAGUCCGAUACCCACAACAUCCGCAGUUCAAGAAAAGCGAUACCAGGUUAAACUAAAUGGAUAUGGUUGGGAUCAAUCGGAUAAAUACAUUAAAGUAUUUGUGACUCUUAAAAAUGUACACAACCUGCCAAAGGAGCAAGUCUACUGUAAAUUGACGGAAAAAUCAAUGGAACUUAUAGUUGAAAAUUUGGAGAACAAGGAUUAUACUCUGGUCAUAAACAAGUUGCUUGAAUCUAUCAAUGUUGUUGAGAGUCAUUGGAAGCAAAAGACUGACAUGGUGGUUAUUUUCUUGGCAAAACAGAAUCCAUCAAGCAAAUGGUCUCACAUGACAGAGAUUGAAAGGAAAUUUGAAGAUCAGAAAACCAACCGAUUCAAGAAUGAUGACCUAGAAAAGAAAGACCCCCAGGAGUCUAUUAUGAGUCUCAUGAAGAACAUGUAUGAAACUGGUGAUGAUGAAAUGAAACGCAUGAUCUCCAAGGCGUGGUACGAGGGACAACAUAAGAAAAAGGAUUCAACAAUAGAUCUAUAAAUUUAAAUUAUUUCUAAGUUCUUAUUAAUUUUAAGUGUAAUGUUUUUGAUAUUUUUCUUUUAAUUUAAGUACAUAAGUUUAAAUACAUUCUACAUAAGAUUUACACUUCAUUGUGGUACAACUGCAGCUUCAAUUUAAAAUAAAAAUCUGUAGUAAUAAUCAAGAUAUAUAUGACAAAUAAUGUCCAACCACCAAAACGCGGAACUUUAGUUCCAUUUCCGAAAUGUUUAAAAAAAUAACAUUGAAAAAAUUUAUAACUGCCACUGAUCAGUUUUUAAUAGUGGUUUAAUAAUUUGUUCCAGCAGUAAGUCGUAAUAUGGAUGUUUCUAGAAAGUAGUUAUUCUGCUAUGGAAUAGUAAUUGUACUACAAAACAUUGUAAGCCAAUGAAAAUAUUUAAUCUUUAAUAAAUCUUAUCAUUUA